AGUGUGCAUAAGCAACAGUGCGUUCAGUGGGGCUUAGCUGCACAGUACAGGGCGUAGUGUAUCUGCUACAGAAAAUAAAGAGCUUGAUGGCGAUGACGCUCUGCAGCAAGACAUGCAAUACUAGCAAUUGUGUACGUGACCCGUUUAUAACGUCAACUGGUGUUUUUGAUCUCGGGACAGGAAUCGGAGUUGUGGCCGUAAUUUUCGCCGACGUCACAUGCCAUACCAGUGUGGCGAUAGCGGUGUUAGUGAGGGAGGGUGCCUGUCUGUCUCUGUUGAGCAGGAUAACACUGACUGGGCUGGGCUGGAGCCUAACGCAGCAGCGAUAUCAAGCAGCUGGGACAUCCGUUGCCUUAUAGGAACUAUCAGUGCAUAAAGUAGGUAAUAAAAUAGAAAGAAAAAUCAAUCUCAACAGAAUAGACAUCUUCUUCCUGCCUAAUACUUUAUUUCUCAUUUUAAAUCUAUUCCCUGCAGCCGAAACCUGGCCCUCAACUCGGACGGCGCCCCGAGCGUGUGCCCCGCGCGCUGUGCUGGAAAGGCUGCUGGGCAUUUCUGUCCCCCCUGGAACGCGUCUUUGUAACGACCUUCACGUGACUGCCGCCGCCCAAGCUGUCAUCCCACCGCUAUUGGCCCGUGCCAUGUCGCCUUUUCCCUGACGUACGGUAACUUGUUGGAACCCGGCCGACCUUCUAUUCUCAUCUUCUUCAGCAAUCCCGCUUCCUCGCCUCCUUUCGUCCUCUUCUACGACGCCGCUCACCUCUUUUUAUUCCACAAACACAACCGCCCAUCAUGAACCCUGAAUACGACUAUCUCUUCAAGCUCCUCCUCAUCGGUGACUCUGGUGUAGGAAAGUCUUGCUUGCUCUUGCGUUUUGCUGACGAUACCUACACGGAAUCCUACAUCUCCACCAUCGGUGUCGACUUCAAAAUCCGAACCAUCGAACUCGAUGGAAAGACCGUCAAGCUUCAGAUCUGGGAUACCGCCGGCCAGGAGCGUUUCCGAACCAUCACCUCUUCCUACUACCGUGGUGCCCACGGCAUCUGCGUCGUCUACGAUGUCACCGAUAUGGACUCUUUCAACAACGUCAAGCAGUGGCUCCAAGAGAUUGACCGUUACGCCACCGAGGGUGUCAACAAGCUGCUCGUAGGCAACAAGAGCGAUAUGUCUGACAAGAAGGUCGUCGAGUACACCGUCGCCAAGGAGUUCGCUGACAGCCUCGGCAUUCCUUUCCUCGAGACCUCCGCAAAGAACGCCAGCAACGUCGAGCAGGCUUUCUUGACCAUGGCCCGCCAGAUUAAGGAACGCAUGGGUACUGCCACCGCCAACACGAAACCCACCGUGCAAGUCGGCCAGGGCCAGGGCGUUGGCUCGUCCUCCAACAGCAGCUGCUGCUAAGCGGUGAAUAGAUUGAAGGAACUAUAAUGACCUGUGAUUAGAGGGCCAACGAAUGUAAGAUGAUGGACGGUGCAGCAACCACUUCCCCCGAGACAUUUUGAGGCGUCCACGAUUUGGCUGAGGCAGAGGAUUGGUGACGACUUCUUGUUUUUUUCUUCCUUUUAUUACCAUUUUCCGUUUUACCAGUUUAUCUACCUUUGGCCGCGAAUAGAACGAAAUCAUGCCCUCCUUGGAUGCCGCCCCUUUCUCAACCCAUCUGAGCUACCAGUGGCUGCCUGUAUCUAUACCUGUUAAUGCUGUUUUUGUACUUCCUUAAUAUGCCAUAUUGUGGUUGACUGUCUGCCUAGUUGAAGCCUGUUGUUAUGUGCACAUAGUUCAUUUCUCCCUCGUCCGUAGCCACCAACCAGCUAUGAGUACUAGAAUUGAAAUAUGUACGAGAUGAGCAGAAUACGCUUCUUUUAAAUAUGUUUUUAAACAGAAUUAAGUUUAAAAUGCUAUAAAUUAAAAACUAUGUGCUGGGUAUCGUUACAGCAGAUGUUCGAUCCUGCGAAUCAGCUAUAUCUAGGACAAAAGAAAAUGGUCCGUUUCCACCCUAAUUAAUUCCGCUAUGAUGAGACGCUAAUGUGGUUAGACGAGAUAAGAAUACAGGAAGGAAAAAUAUCAUGGCAGGUUGUACAUAAAAACAAAAAUGAAAUAAUAUCGACAAAGACUAAGGAGAUCUUACUCAAUGCCCAGAAACUUGAGCGCCUUGCGGGUAUCAACUGUACGUGGUUUUUGAUGCAUGAAAAGAGGCAUGAGCCUGCGCUCCUCUUCAAUGUCAUAGUCACUCUCUUCCUCGUACAGAUCAAAGUUGGACAGAGAAAGACCAUCGUCAGUGACAGAGCGUUUAUGGAAUGGGCGCUGACUAGGUCGGACACGGAGAGAGCGUCGUGCAGUGUGGAUUGACUCUGGCAGUGAUGGAGUCGGCGAUGGCGGGCCAUUAGUAGGCACAGGGGAUGAGGCAAAGAAUGUGCUAAGUCCAACUAUGCCGCUUGGGAAGCGAAUGGGAUGGCGAGUUUGACGAGGAGGAGCGAGAUCGCGGCGGGAGGCUGAUCGUUCUGCCUUUCUCAUGCUCGCUUGCUUAGCCUGCUUGCUGGAUGGUCUUUGAGACGUAUCGUUUAAGUUCCAAAUGACACCGGCAAAGUCGCUUACAUCGUCCACAGACGCCGUGGCGUUGAUUAAAUAGUUCGCGUUGGAGGUGGAAUCAUCCGAGUAAGCUGCAAGAGACGAGUGGAUGGACAUGACCGACUUGUUGUCAUCCAGGUUGGCUGGGUCAACGAGGUCCAGUUGCUUAAAGGGACUUUUGUUGUCGUCAAUGGCAUUCACAACCUGUGCUACCUUGACAAAAUCGAGACCAGCUAGCUUUUGCAAGGCCAACACAGUAGGUAAAUGCUGCGGAGAAUGUUCCAAGAGCAAAUAGCGAAUGUCGCUAUGGACGGAGAGAUAUCGCUCUAGUUGUGGAAGAAUCAGUAUGGCGAGGAGAACGGGGUUUCUGAAAGGGUCGUCGAGGGUGUGUGUUGAAUGAGGCUGAGGUUUGAAAGCUUGGAUUGUAGUGGCCAUGAGAUAUCUAUAAAAACAAGUCAGUUACAAGUCCUUUGGUGCUAAGCGUGGAGAGAAGAUGCGUGUCAUACCUGAGAUCCAAUCUCGUGCACCGGCCAGUUUGGCUGCCCUUUGUGGCAGAACACUCCAACAGCUUGAAAAGUCGGGAGGAGCGUUCCUUGGACACAUCAGGAUCCCGGCUAAUGGCCAAAAUCUGUUUUAGUGAGCGAGAUUCUGUGGCGUCAGAAUCCACCUCAUCUCCAAAUAUCGGCUGCCAGAACUCGUCCAGAUCUGGUAAGAAGUGGAAUGGGCACUGUCUAUAUCCCUGCGAAUGCGGAGGGAAGUAUGUGCUUAGCACUGAUCUGAUAGAGUUUUGGAUGGCCACCGGUGUCUGCGUAUCUAGGACGCUCAUAUGAUGGAACUUAUGCCGUCCUUCGUCUGCUGGCGGAGGCGUUUGCACUGGCGUCGGUGGUCGUGGGAUACCAGACGGCGAUGGAGUCUUGCAACUUUCUCGCUUCGACAAGGUUGGCGAGCCAUUAGGCGACGGGUGUGUGGGAAGUGCAACGCUAGAACGGCAUAUGCCCAACGCCGUUUCCAGUAUAUCGUCUGACGUGCCCUCACUCAGAUAUAGGACGAGAUCCGCAAAACAGGGGAAUCGUUGUGUUGCAGACGACCUACGCUUAGGUCGUCGUUCUCCUCCUUCACUAAUUGAUGGCUUUUUCUUGCUCUUAGGCACUGGGCUAAUCCGUACAACUGGCUGUUUUGACUUAACCAGAAUAGUUCGCGGUUGGUCUAUUGAUUGAAGACGACUCGAACGAGGAUCGACAUUGUCUGUGACUAGGAUGCAUGACAUGGGCCGCUUAGAUUCAGACUUGGAGCCAAUGGUUGGCGCGGUUCGGGGGCCGUCUGUAAGAUGGCCAGGCUCAAGCAUGGAUCCAAGUCCAUCCGUCUCUUCAAUGGGAGUGUCAUUCAAAUUGAGAACUGACGCCUGUCCGUACUCUAUUCCGUCAGAUGUCGCAAUACUAAACGCAUCCGACAUGGGAGAGACCGCGUCACCACUAGUAGUAACCGUUAAAUGGAUACUAGGUCUUUCGGAGGGGCCUUGGGCAGGAUCGAUGUCAACAUGAUCUUUGUCAGAAGCUACAUUGCUGGGAGAAUCAUAGUUGAUGACAGCGAAUGUUGGUCGUUUCAAAGUUGAAUCUGACGCCUUUUUGGACGGAACAGGUGGAGGUUCCUUCUUCGGCAUUGGCACAGGAGUCAUCUCGCCUUCACCAUCCGAGUUAUCGUCUUCUGAGAAUCCGAGAAUGGGAAGACUUAGGCUUCUGGAUCGCCCUGGUAACGUCAAAUCCAGAUCAGUCGAUUCUUGAAGGUCCGCUGUCUUGCGAUCGAGGGCAUCUGCUGCGAGCAUCGCCUUGAGAAUCGGAUCUUUCGGCUCAGGCUUUUCGAUACGCUUCCGAGGCUUGGCAGCUAUAACAGAGAUGCCUUGAACUUUGCUACUCGAUCGUCGCGUGUGACCAUCAAAAAGUGUUCUUAAAAUAGCUUCUGCAUCCUGCCGGUUUCCUUCAGUUUCAUAUUUCAUCAGGGCUUUGAGACAUAACGUCUGGGCCGUCGCCGAACCGCCAACUAAGAAAACAAGUCUUUUGUCUACUCUGGAAGCACCUCGAAUAAACUCAGCAGCUUCCUCAUUCCGUUUUGUCAAGGCAUCGCGGAUUCGGGUGAGAUGUGUUCUCGGCUUCGAGGGCUGGCGCAGUUCAUCGUAGUCAAGGUAUGCCUCGAUACUCGGUAACACCAAUAUCUGCGGGGAAUGUGGUAGAAGUUGCAGCUGAGUAGAUACUAGUUGGUGGCGACCUUCUACAGCAAUGAUGUUGCCAAACGACCCCUUGGCGCCGAUGCCAUCUCUUUCCAUGGCUGACCAGCUGGCCGGCAGCUUCGGUAAAGUAAACGGUACUGCGUUUUCAACACCAGAGUUUGAGGGGGCGGGAGCUAAUUAUUGCAGUAGAAAAGAAGUUGACCGAUCUUGUAUGCCGUGUUGUAAAGAGAAUAGCUGGGAAUCGUAAAUGUACUGGGAAUGUUCGUAUGGCCGUCGCGAGAGUAGUGGAAAUUAUCGACUUCGGAAUUCAAUGCACUGAAUGGGGCGCUGUCACCGUUUCGUCGAAUUGUUAUGCAGGAAU
Molecule: messenger RNA, 5144 nt
Organism: [Torrubiella] hemipterigena
Lineage: Eukaryota; Fungi; Ascomycota; Sordariomycetes; Hypocreales; Clavicipitaceae
Source: the annotation of a GenBank genome assembly